CGGCCGCUGUACUUGGACAUGCAGGCGACGACGCCGUUGGACCCGCGAGUGCUGGACGCGAUGUUGCCCUAUUUCACAGAGCAAUACGGGAAUCCGCACUCGAGAACGCACAUGUACGGCUGGGAGACGGAGGAUGCCAUCGAAAAGGCGAGAGGAGAAUUGGCGUCGCUCAUCGGGGCGAACGCGAAGGAGAUUGUGUUCACGAGCGGGGCGACGGAGUCGAACAACAUGUCGCUCAAGGGGGUGGCGCGCUUUUACAAGGAUAAAAAGAAGCACAUAAUCACAACGACGACGGAGCACAAGUGCGUGUUGGACUCGUGCAGACAGCUCGAACGUGAAGGUUUCGACGUGACGUAUUUGCCCGUGAAGGAAAAUGGAUUGGUAGACUUGAAGGAGCUUGAAGCGGCGAUGCGCGACGACACCGCCAUCGUCUCCGUCAUGGCGGUGAACAACGAAAUAGGGGUGAUUCAGCCUUUGAAAGCGAUCGGUGAGCUUUGCCGAUCGAAGAAAAUAUUUUUUCACACCGAUGGCGCGCAAGCAGUUGGGAAGGUACCGAUGGAUGUGAACGAUAUGAACAUCGACCUGAUGUCGAUUAGCGGGCACAAGUUUUACGGUCCCAAGGGGAUCGGCGCUUUGUACGUCCGUCGUCGUCCUCGAGUUCGGAUGGAGCCUAUCAUCAACGGCGGCGGUCAAGAGCGAGGGUUACGCUCGGGGACGCUACCGACCCCGCUCAUCGUCGGUAUCGGUGAAGCUGCUCGCGUGGCGCAGAAGGAGUUGCAGCGCGACGAAGAGCACGUCAACCGCUUGGCUAAGAGAUUGAUAGAGGGCAUCGAAUCUCGCGUCGAGCACACGCAAUUAAACGGUGACCGUGAAGCGCGCUACCACGGCAACGUGAACAUGUCCUUUGCAUACGUGGAGGGUGAAUCCAUGCUCAUGGGACUUAAAGAAAUCGCGGUGAGCAGCGGCAGCGCGUGCACGAGUGCGUCUUUAGAGCCAUCCUAUGUUUUGCGUGCGCUCGGUGUGAACGAAGAGAUGGCGCACACGUCGGUAAGAUAUGGAUUAGGCCGAUUCACUACUGAAGCCGAGGUCGAUCGCGCCAUCGAAGCCACAGUGCGUCAAGUCGAAAAGCUUCGUGAGAUGUCUCCGCUCUGGGAGAUGGUCCAGGAAGGCAUAGAUUUAAAGACGAUCGAGUGGAGUCAACAUUAACAAGCUCGCGCGCGCGUCAUUUUUCGUAGAAUUCAAUUAGUUCAGUUCAUGUUAUCAUCACCACGUUUUGUUCGUAAUAUUCC
Messenger RNA from Ostreococcus lucimarinus CCE9901, 1289 nucleotides. RefSeq lists its product with no specific name. The record is from RefSeq and is a predicted model, not a curated record. Gene Ontology annotation, cellular component: mitochondrion; cytosol. Gene Ontology annotation, biological process: [2Fe-2S] cluster assembly. The transcript has a single exon. The coding region runs from base 19 to 1206 and encodes 395 amino acids. NCBI's taxonomy places the organism in Eukaryota, Viridiplantae, Chlorophyta, Mamiellophyceae, Mamiellales, Bathycoccaceae. Gene Ontology annotation, molecular function: cysteine desulfurase activity; pyridoxal phosphate binding.